Microbotryum saponariae is the source of this 1387-nucleotide messenger RNA. Lineage: Eukaryota; Fungi; Basidiomycota; Microbotryomycetes; Microbotryales; Microbotryaceae. The record is from the annotation of a GenBank genome assembly.
AUGACAAUAACCCAAUCGAUCCUGGUAUUACGGCACGUAUACGCGUCCGCCGUGCAGCUGUGCAGGUGCUGUGCAGGUGCUGAGCAGAGCGGACAGCGUGGUUAGCGAGCGCGAUGGCCGACCCAACGCAGUCCCACGCCAGUCCCACGGCCUCCCACGGCCUCCCACGGCCUCCCACGGCCUCCCACGCCCCACUAGGCCAGUACUAGGCCCCACCAUCACGUGCACCAGCGUGCACCUUCUCCUAGCUCCUCCUGCCGCGCUGCGGGUCAAGGCCAGCCGCUGCCAGCGGAGACCCCGCGGGGCUAGAAUCGCCCUCAGACCACUCAAGGCCCACGUUUAGGUUCAUCCGCGACUACCUCGGGCCCCGGACGGCCGUGUGCAUCCCAAGGCCCUAUACUGGAAGUGCUCAAGGACGAACGCGACCGGACACUUUCAAGCACGUGCUGCUCGCAGGGCAAGGUGCAGCAGUGGUGCAGCUACCUCUCCCUCCUCUGCCCAAUCCCGAGUAUCGACAGCUACUUGAAGGCUCAGAUAGCGGUCAGUUGCUCCGUCCAACCAUAUUUUUCUACAGCAGACCCACAUGCUGAGCUGUGCGACAAUUUCCCCACGCGCACAGAAACUGAAGCAUUCCGGGAAUCCGCGAGCACGCUCGAUCAUACAACAGCGCGCUAUUGUUCACUUCGCUCGCUGCUCACUUUGACCAGACCCUCGUGUUCGCGUGUUCGGUCGCUUUUACCAUCGACUUGGUGCCCUGAUCCCUGCCAUCAAUCAGAGCCCAGCCCUUGCCCACCUCAUGGACCCGUCACCCGGCCGAGGCCACCGGCACUCGACUUGGACCCGACGGCGCAGACAUUCGCAAACAAAGAUCUACUUUGACCAAGCUCAGUCCCUGUGGCAUAUCGGCAAUCGCUUAUGAGGGAGUUCGCAUCGGCCAAAGCUCGCGCAGAUUGGGAUGCGGCCAUAGAGUGGGUCCUGAGGGGUCCUGCGCCUCUGCCUACCACCACGCCUAGCCCUGCCUAGACUGACGCACCCACAACCUCCCACAACCUUCCUACGUCAAGCACGGAAAUGGCGAUGCUUAUCUGCGAUUCCGACACCAACACGGGAGACCGUGGACCGCAAGGUUUGUCCCUUUCAGGUUCACGGUCAUCGAUGUCCAGACGGUCGGCCCCAGGACCAAGUCCUCAGCUCGCUCCGUCCGUCCCCGAUGGCUCUCCGUUAUACACUACUAUUCACCGCAGAAGAUUGCUUCCACAACAACCUUACUCUUUACGGAGUCAAUCAAGUUGGGCCGCCGAUCGCCAGAAAACCACAGCAGAUCGACAAUGGUGUACAAUUACGCGAGGUUCCUGCCGGUCUCGGUCUGGAUGAUGAAAACGAAUAG